AUGUUCAGUCUCAUCACGUACGACAACGAGCACCAUGGCAUUGCCCUAGCAGCGAUCCCUGACACCGGACCCAAGAUCCCCAGCAUUGCGGGACCACACCAUCGCAAGGCCAAGAAUAUCUUACCUGUGUGGUCGGUCAACCAGGGUCUGAUCACAUCCAUCUACUACAAGGACCCGGAUGGGAACCUGUUGGAGACACAAGUCCACAACUUCGACAUUAACAAAGAGGCGAUGGAGAUUCUGAAGGUCAAUGUAUUCAUGAAAAACCCCUUCGGCAUCGAUUUCGACCCUGAAUAUUUGACCAUGAAACUCAAAAGUGGCGACGAGUCUCAUGUCGACGUGAAGAAAGAAGUCGAGGUCGCCACUAGGAUGUCGCCACCAAGUUUUUAUUGA
Exophiala oligosperma is the source of this 393-nucleotide messenger RNA. RefSeq lists its product as uncharacterized. The transcript has 2 exons. Bases 1 to 393 code for a protein of 130 amino acids. The record is from RefSeq and is a predicted model, not a curated record. NCBI's taxonomy places the organism in Eukaryota, Fungi, Ascomycota, Eurotiomycetes, Chaetothyriales, Herpotrichiellaceae.